CAGGCUGUUUCAAUAUUUCGACAGUCUUCAGUAAUGCGCAAACAGUUGUCCUCUGUAGCUCCUGUGCCACCGUCCUUUGCCAACCUACUGGUGGACGUGCGCGCUUGACUGAAGGUUGUUCUUUCCGCCGAAAAAUGGCGUAAAGCCUUGCUUUAUGUACUUGUACAACGCUGGCAGUUGUAUGAAAUAUACAACGACAACUCAAAAGUUCUCUUACAACUGGUGGUUUUUUGCGUUUUUGCUCCUUAUAUCAAUCUCACUUCAAAGCCAAGGUGCUCCUAGGAUUUUUAUAUUUUUCCACUCUAAACAGUUACAGUAGAGCGUCCAUACCAGGCUGUUCCAAUUUAAUAAACAACGGCAUUAUAACAUA
Molecule: messenger RNA, 370 nt
Organism: Umbelopsis ramanniana AG
Lineage: Eukaryota; Fungi; Mucoromycota; Umbelopsidomycetes; Umbelopsidales; Umbelopsidaceae
Exons: 1
Coding region: 155-319 (54 amino acids)
Source: RefSeq, a predicted model, not a curated record